AUGCAACAAUUCAAAAAAAUCAUUAAGAAAUUGCAAAACUUUCGUUAUUUAAAUGCUUUAACUAAUGACACUGGAUGUAUAAGUAAUACCGAACUGUUAGAAAACGGUGUAAAAUGUAGUGAACACAUUUUGCACCAUUGGCGCAAUACACAUUCAUUAGAUAAGGAAGUUGCAGCUAAUUUUAUAAGCACCAAUGAUAAUGAUUUCAUGACUAGUUCUCUGAAUAAAUUAAAUUUUGUUUACUCAAACCAGUUUCACGAAAAAAUCAAAUACUUUUAUAGUAAUUCAGAUACCAAGCAAUAUCCGGCUAUUUUGAAAACUAUACAAACUGCUACAGUAGAUAAAUCAAGUGCUGCUCAUGAGCCCCAUAGUAAUUUGGUAUAUUCUGGCGCUCGCCAGCACACGUUUUUGAUAACGGAUUUAUUAGUUCAUCAUGCUCAAGGAUUUAGUAAAUUUUUCAAUUCGCAACGUGAAUUUAAAAUAUGGUGGAUGCGAUCUGGCGCUCGCCAGCACACGUUUUUGAUAACGGAUUUAUUAGUUCAUCAUGCUCAAGGAUUUAGUAAAUUUUUCAAUUCGCAACGUGAAUGUAAAAUAUGGUGGAUGCGAGUUAGUUCGGAUCCUAGUAAAUACUUCUUAGAACCAUAUCAUUUUGAGGACAUACCGAAUACCACGCUACCUACAGGCACACAAUCCGUAACAAUUAAAACAAAAUUACCAUAUUUCACGUUCGAUGUCGAAAGUAUUACCCUUGUACCCUUGGCUGGAGCUGGCUUGAAUCAGACUGCGUUUCAGCUUUUGUCCAAUAAUAAAGGUGACCAAAAUAUGCCGGCUGUUAUACGUUCAGUUAUUGAUUUGAACGCUGCAACAGGUGCUAUUCUCUUUGAUAGUGCUGAUAAUGAUCGUGAUAAUACUCUGUUACUCGAUAGAAAGCUGGCUCCUGUUCAAUGUGCCGUGGCCUGCUACCAUGAAGGCAAAAAUAUAGACGAUCUAGAGGACUUAUGUUUGCAUCUACACUUUGUUCUCGAGCGCUCCGGGCUACGGAUGUUAAGUGAAAAUACAGUUUUCACAGAUUCCUUUCAAGAAUUGGAUGUUGGCCUUCAAAAAACCGAUUGCCUUGGCAUACCAUAUACGCUAAUAAUUAACGAAAGUACUCUUAAGACUGGCUUGCUAAAACUUCGUAGUCGCGAUACAACGCUGGAGGAGUCCAUACACAUUACUGAUAUACCAGCAUAUUUAUUACAUAUAUUUACCAGUUGAAACUUCCCGCAUAAAAUGAUGAGA
This is a messenger RNA of Rhagoletis zephyria (snowberry fruit fly), 1281 nucleotides long. RefSeq lists its product as uncharacterized. Lineage: Eukaryota; Metazoa; Arthropoda; Insecta; Diptera; Tephritidae. Gene Ontology annotation, biological process: mitochondrial DNA replication. The record is from RefSeq and is a predicted model, not a curated record. Gene Ontology annotation, cellular component: cytoplasm; mitochondrion.